UUGUUCGCGCUUCAGAUGUCCAAUUAGAUGUGGGAGUGUUAGUGGCGUAUAUUGGUUGUUGAUGUUAAGUGGUCCACAUUUGUUAGAGAAUAGACAGUUGUUUCUUGAUUUGGGAAAUUCUCACCUUAUGCUAGAGUUGCUUACUCCAACUUCUAUUUUAGCUAGGAAGUUGUAAGGGUUGUAUAUUUCUCAUUAAAGUUCUUGUAGUUCCAGUUUGAAUUUACUUUUCCUUUUUCUUCAAUUCAUUUAUGGUCUUUGCAGGAAUUAGCGAAAAUGUUGAUAUAAAAAUUAGAUGCUUUCCAUCUUCAGAGUAGUUUCUAUACCCUUUUUCAUCCAAACAAAAUAUUUAAUUUAUGUAUUUGCGAGAAACAUGGAAAUGUGAAGAAUAUCAGAAUGCUGACACUGCUAAUUAUUCGAUCUAUAUACAUUCAGAACUUGGUUUUAUGUUUAAUGAGUCCACCUCAAGGUCAUAUUUCUUCCAUGAUCGCCAAUUGAAAAAUAGCAUCAAGGUAGGUUGGGGAGAAGCAAGUAUGAUUGAAGCAGAGAGAUUGUUACUUGAGGAAGCUCUUAAGGAUCCAGCCAAUAUAAGAUUUGUUCUCUUGUCUGAGAGCUGCAUCCCGUUGUACAACUUUAGCUAUAUAUACACCUAUUUGAUGGCUUCUCCUAGGAGUUUUGUAGACAGCUUUCUCGAUAAAAAAGAACGACGCUACAACCCAAACAUGGCACCAUAUGUACCAAUGAGCAAAUGGCGGAAGGGAUCUCAGUGGAUCACUUUAAUCAGGAAGCAUGCAGAAGUUGUUGCUGAUGACAAUAUUGUUUUUCCAGCUUUCAAGAUGUUCUGCGAGAGAAGUAGCAACUGCAUUCCAGAUGAACACUAUGUGCAGACAUUGUUGGCAAUGCAUGAUAGUGAAGGAGAACUGGAACGUCGAACUAUAACCUAUACAGAGUGGAGCCAAUCUGCGACAAAUAUGGACAAAAGUAGUUGGCAUCCUAUGACGUUUAGCUAUGCAGAUGCAGGGCCUGAACAGAUCAAGAGGAUAAAGGAUAUCGACAACGUUUACUACGAUUCAGAGUACAGAACAGAGUGGUGCCAUAAUAAUUCUACGCAGGUUCCUUGUUUUUUGUUUGCAAGGAAAUUCUCACAAGGAGCUGCAAUGCGUCUACUGAGUGAAGGAGUUGUUUCUCGGUUUGAUGCCUCCGCUAUAAUGGACCCAACACCAUGAUUUUCAUCGUGCUUUUGUAUAGUCUAUGAUGCUUGGACUCUCCAAAAAUAUUGUCGCACCUAUGUCGAAUUCUCCAAAAAUGCUCUAAUUUUGGUGGUUCCGACAUGCACCAGUCGACUUUUUUAAGAGACCGAGCAACAUAGGUUACUAAUGCUUCAUGUUUAUGUCUUUCGUGAACCAAUUUUGCUUUGUAUUAUAGGUAAGAAGAUGAUUAGCCUUUGAGAUCUUAAAUCUUAAGGGUGAUCAUAACAAGAAAGAGAAAAAAAAUGUUUUGAGUGUGUCGUACAACUGUUCAGUACUUCAGCCGUUUAGAUUUAGGGAACAUAAUGUGGAAGUUGUUUCUUGGUCUGGUCCAUGUAAGACAUCCUGUUGGUAGAUAUCAAAAAGUUGCUCUAUGCUGUAUGA
This is a messenger RNA of Lycium barbarum (goji berry), 1628 nucleotides long. RefSeq names its product glycosyltransferase BC10-like. The transcript has 9 exons. Bases 354 to 1223 code for a protein of 289 amino acids. Gene Ontology annotation, cellular component: membrane. Gene Ontology annotation, molecular function: glycosyltransferase activity. NCBI's taxonomy places the organism in Eukaryota, Viridiplantae, Streptophyta, Magnoliopsida, Solanales, Solanaceae. The record is from RefSeq and is a predicted model, not a curated record.